Molecule: messenger RNA, 1527 nt
Organism: Alligator sinensis (Chinese alligator)
Lineage: Eukaryota; Metazoa; Chordata; Crocodylia; Alligatoridae
Gene: SPI1
Product: Spi-1 proto-oncogene
Exons: 5
Coding region: 229-1029 (266 amino acids)
Biological process (GO): regulation of transcription by RNA polymerase II; cell differentiation
Cellular component (GO): nucleus
Molecular function (GO): sequence-specific DNA binding; DNA-binding transcription factor activity, RNA polymerase II-specific
Source: RefSeq, a predicted model, not a curated record
AGGAACUUCGGAUACAAGUAGGAAAGGACCUCACCUCAGAACCUAUUAGAGAAAAGUAUGAAAAUGUGGUAGGGCCUUUCUCCCAUCCUGAGAUCCAUCACAGUACGGGGACUUCAAGGAGUCCAAGGAUCUCAUUUUUGUUGUAUUUUUUGUUUGAUGUGAUUUUUAAAGUCAGUUUUCUGGAUGUUUGAAAAUUGAAGUCAGAACAUUCGCUAAGAAGUUGGCUGAAUGUUGCAAGCUUGCAAAAUGGAAGGAUUCCCCCUCAUUCCCCCUCCCUCUGAAGACAUGGUAACCUAUGAGUCAGACCUCUACCGACAGCCCCAUGACUAUUACCAAUAUCUCAACAGUGAUGGAGACAGUCAUGGUGAGCAUUACUGGGACUAUCAUCCACAUCACAUGCACAGUGAAUUUGAGAACUUUGGGGACAAUCACUUCACAGAACUCCAGAGUGUACAGCCUCCACAGCUGCAGCAGUUGUACCGGCACAUGGAGAUUGAGCAGAUGCACGUUCUAGACUCAGGACUCCCUGCCCAACAUAUUGGGCUGAACCACCAGGUCUCCUAUUUGCCCCGGAUGUGCCUACAGUACCCAUCUCCGCACCAGCCCAGUUCUGAUGAGGAAGACAUGGAGAGGCAGAGCCCACCAUUGGAGGUAUCAGAUGGGGAGACUGAUGGUGUAGACCCAACUCCUGGGAUUAUGCAUGGAGAACCAGGCAGCAAGAAAAAAAUCCGUCUGUACCAGUUCCUUCUGGACCUUCUUCGCAAUGGAGACAUGAAAGACAGCAUCUGGUGGGUAGACAAGGAAAAAGGCACUUUCCAGUUCUCCUCCAAACACAAAGAGGCACUGGCAAACCGCUGGGGCAUCCAGAAGGGUAACCGCAAGAAAAUGACCUACCAGAAAAUGGCACGGGCUUUGAGAAACUAUGGCAAGACAGGGGAAGUCAAGAAGGUCAAGAAGAAGCUGACCUACCAAUUUAGUGGAGAGGUGAUGGGAAGGGCAAGCAGCGAUAGGAAGCAUUAUCCUCACUGAGUACAGUUCUUGGGAGCCUAUGCAAGAAAAAUAUAUUACGACCUCCUGGCUGGAUGCCAGUAGAGGAGAUGGACGCAUCUUUCUCUUUUCUUCCUGUGCCCACCUCUCUACCUUUACAGGGCCCUUAACAUCCGAUGUUUUGGUACGAAUUCCCUUCUUCAGCAUCUGAGAAUCCUAAAGAUAACAGAAUUCUUUGCUUCCAUCCAACAAGCUGGACAGAGUUGGGAAAUUUAAGAAAUGUAUAAAUAUAUUAUUGUCAGAAAAUAUUUGUUCAAUUGUGUUGUAAUUAAAAAAUACAACUUGUUGAAGUUUUGCCUUCAAAGGUGAUGCCGUGUCACCCUGUGACACUGCAUUAGCUUACAGCUUUGAAACUAGCAUUAAUACAGGCUCUGCUGCAGCUCUCAACAGCUAGAGAGACGUUUGCAGAUCUUGGAAUGAUACUUAUUAUGUUUAAAUAGUAAUAACUUGUAUAUAUUUAAUAAAAUUUGCUAUAAUGAA